AUGACGAAGCAAUAUAAUUUAUUUGAUAAAGGCAUGAGGGAUGAAUUGGGAGAUAAUACAUUUUUCAUGUUAUGGGAUCUUCUAGAUUCCUGGAUUUUUCAAAAUUAUUGGAUGGUAAUCUUCUUUAUAAUUUUCUUAGGGAUUAUUUUUGAAGUAGUAUUCAUAAAAUUUUGUACAUCCCUCCAGAAGAAACCUACAUUUCCAGAAGAAGAUAGUUCAGGUACCCAGGAGAAUGAAGACAGGGUCUUCCAAAGUUUGCAAUUUGCUCUAGAUAAUUGGUCAAGUGUGACUUCAUCUUCAGAAGAAAGAGUGGAUAUUUUUACACAAAGUACAAUUACUUCAUCACUUACAGCUGAAGAAAAUGAAGGUAACUUUGAAGAUAGAGUUUCUUCAUUAGACAGACUCAUCUGGGUACGUAACAGUGAAAGUGAAUACCAAGUGAAUGACUUUAAUGACAGUCAUAUGCCAUCAUCACGUGGGACGAGCUUAUCUUUGUCAACAUUUCAAUGUGAAGUUAAGGAAUAUUUUCAAAGUCAUAGUGAAAGUCUAGAAAGUGAACGUGACACCUUAAAAUUUUCAUCAAAGAAAUUAUAUUCUAUAAUGAAAACCAACAAACAUAAAAACGUAAGGGUUUCUUCUGAUUUUAACUUCUCAAGAACUUCAAGAUUAACUGUAGACAAUGAGGCUCUAGAUGUGGCACCAUGCCCUUCUGCCCACUUAUAUCUUUCCAGAGACCAAGUUAGACUUCUGGAAGAAAACGUGAGAAAUCAAAUUCUUUUAAAAUCCAAGCGUACACUUGAGAGUGAAUCAACUUAUCUUUAUUCAAGAUCUCAAGAGUCUUUGGUUCAGAGUGAAUAUUCUGCCCAGGAAUAUGAUUCUUUUUCAGGACAAAAUGCUGUUCAGAAUCAAGCCCAACAUUUCACUCAAAGCCAAGAAUCAAUCAACAGCCAGCCUGCUAUCAAGGUCAGAUACUUGGCUGAGUCUCAAGAUUUCAUGGGGAAACCAUUUUUCAGCAGCAGACAAGACUCCUUCCAGAUCCAGACUAUGGAUAGGAGGAGUCAACAUUUGGUCAAAGUCCCAAAUCGUGAAAUUCAAGAUUCAAUCAAGAGCCCAGAAUCUGAUGAAAAAUCCUUAGAGGAGGCUCAAUAUCCAGCACGGUUUGAAGAUUCAAACAAGAAUUUAUAUUUAAUCAAGGAACAAAAUACCAUUCUUGAGAAUUCUAAAUUUCUAGCUUUAACUGUAAAUCCAAAUUCAGUUGCUGAUGAGAUGCAACCGCUAAAGAGUGUAAAGUUAAAGGGGCAGCAGCAUGGUCCUUCAUCAAAGUCAGUCCUUGACACUGCAUACAGUGCCAUGAAUCCCAGGAAGCUUUCACCUGCCCUCAAAAGGCAGCACAGCAGGAGAAAAACAUUAGAAAGCAAAAGUCAAGCCAGUCACAAAGUUCUAUUUUUAAAGGCAAAGAAAACACCAAUUUCACAGAUAUUUCAAAUCACAGCACAUUAUACUUCAAAAGGCAGCAAGAAAUUAGGGAGCAACAGUAACACAGGGAUGAAAGAAUUACAUCAACUUAAAGGGUUAUCAGGUCUAGCUUUGCAUCGUAUUUGUGUUUCCAAGCUUGUUCUUCCUGACAAUAAAAAUCAUUUCAGACAAAGACUAGUGAAAGUCAUGGCAGAAUUGGCAAAAUGUAGACAAGUUCUCUGGAAGCAAAACAAAUCACCAGAUGAAAAGAAAAUCAAUGACACAGGUUCUGUUGAGGACAGAGGAAUCUCAGACAUCAUUCAAAAAGAAAAGCAGCGUGCAGAAAAUAAAGAACUAAAACACAUUUCACCAGAAAUUCUGCCUAAGUUCAAGCAAUCCUUCAAGGUCAACACUUACCAGUUAAAAUUACCUUUGCAUUCAUUAACAGAAACAAACUGGAAGAAUAAAGAGUCUCCUGAAGAUUUCAUUGGUGUUGCAGAAUUUGCUCCAAAUAGCAAAACAAUUGAUCCGCAUAUUCCAAAGCAUGAAAAACUUUUAAAAGAAGCUGUAUCUGAGCCUAUGCAGAAAAUUUUUUCCUCUUCCAAAAUGGAGAUGAGUCGAAGCAUGAAUUCAUGGGAAGAUCUCAAAAAUACUGAUAAGUUCCAUGUUCAGCUUUCAAAUGGAGAGAAGUUAUUAACUAGUACAUCAACAAUGCAAAGUAGCUUUCCAAAAGAAAAUGCACAAGAGCAAACAGAUCUUCUAGAAGUUGUCAUGGAGACUUCAGAUAUCAAUUUGUUUCUUUCACUAAGAAGUGAAAAACACAAAAGUAGUGACAAAUUAGCAGGCAUAAAUAUUCGAUUGAAUACAGAAGGUAUAAUUCUGAAGGAAAAGAAACCAUCAGUACUGAAUAUUACAGACUAUGAUGUCCUAAGUCCAAGUAAGGAAACAAAAUGCAACACUAGAAGCAACAUAAAAUAUAUGAGUAAAGAAAAAACAUCAGAUACAUUUCAGAAUUUUGCCUACGCUACCAUUUCUGAACCAUCUGAUUUGGAAAUGUACAGCAGAAUAAAAUCUGAGACAGACACAUCAAGGCAUUUAACAGCAGAGCAAAAGAAACAACCAAAUGAAGAGAAAAUAUGCAAUGCAAAAUCCAUUGAUAAGGACUACAUACGAGAUAUUUUUAAAAGUCCACAAUGUGAACAAGAGGAAGAGCGAGAACCUUUACAAGAAGCAGCUUCACAGUCAGUGCAAGAUUUCAAAGUCCCCAUACAUUUAAAGCAGCUGCUCAAAAACGUCAAAUAUGAAAUGGAACAGAGCAGUUCAGGAAGUAAGGAACCCCAAACUAAGGAGCAAACAAUACCAACACAAACACUUUCUACAGAGACUAUUUUGGAAACUAUCCCAUGCCCCACAAUGGAUCCAUUUCAAGUUGACAAGCUGAAGCAAAGCACAAACAGGAAUACAAACAGAGAAUAUACUGGUGAUUCAAGGACUCCACGUUCAUUGCCAGAGAAAGUACAAGUUGGUGAACAUUUACGCGAAACAACAGAGUGUGAUGUCCCAUUUAGUAGAAGCCCAAGAAAGUCACCGGAGGGUUAUGUUGCAGAAAAAAGGGAAGAAUUAAAAAGAGUUUUACCUAAAUUUGCUCUGGAGUCUUUUAAUAUCUACAUGCCUACUUUAUCAAAAUUUAAAAGGCCAAAAACAAGAAAAAAAUUAUCAGGAACAAAAAGUGCGUCCAGUCGCAAACAUGUAAUUAUGAAAGUAAAGAAGCCAGCAAUUUCCCUGAUGCCACACAUCAAUGGAUAUGGUACUCCAAGUCAUAGAAAGAAAUUGGGAUGUUAUUUUAAAAAUAUAAUGAAACAAAUCCUACAUGGUAAAAUUAUGACAGGCGUGUUUCUGAAUGUAAUUUACCCAGACGUGGCUAUUGUGCCCAAUAUUAUAAUGUAUCACAGAUUAAGAGCAAAGAAGCGUAAUCAUACCAAUUUAACGCUUAGGACUUCCCAAGUAGAAAGGGAAGAGAGGUGUUCAGAUUCUACUAACAAGGGAGAUGUCUCUAAAGACAUGCUAGAAACUAAGUUGCAAAAUGAAGUGAACCAGGAAGCUCAACCAAAAGCUGUUCCUCAUGAUAGUUGCCAUUUCAUUUUUAAUGCAAAUCCAGUUAAGGAGCUUAAAACAGAAAAAGACAUGCAGCAAGAAAUCCCAUUCACAGAAGCCACUGUGGAGUCUAGUGACUCCCUUUUAAUGGACCAAUUUCCUGUUAAGAAUGUGCAGAAAAGCCUCACAGGACCAACACACAAUCUAGGCUCUGAAGAGUCUAAGAUACCUGUUGCGGACAAUGUAGAAUCACCACAACACUUACCAGCAACUUUCUCAGAGACUUGUAACCUAAAGCUCAAAGCUAAAAAGAUAAACCCAGGUAAAGGACUAGAAGAGGAAUUUAUAAAUACCAUUUACUGUUCCAUGGAUGGCAGGUUAGGAGCAGAGCCAAGCCGUUGCUGUCAGGCUCAGUCAAAGCAAGGAGAACCAGCAGAUGAAGAGUCAUCACAGUAUGCUGACUCUUCUCAUCAGAGGAGUAUCUCCUACAACAGAGAAGAAAAAGUGCAAGACAGAGAGGAAGAAGAACAAAGAGAUUUACCAGAAGCAACUCCACAGCAUAAGCAUAUCCAAGAUCCCAGAUCUGAUAUAUGUCUUGUGAGGGAGAUCCACCCAGAACUGAACUAUUUGACAGUGAAGCUGCCUAUUGACAGGCAAGAAGAUGCACAAUGCCAAACAUGUUUUGCACAAACUGUUUUGGAAGCUAGCCCUAUAAGGGAUCCAAGAGAAGCUGAGCAGCUACAGCAAGCUAGCAAUUCAGAAUAUGACAUAAAAGUCCCUGUGACUCCCAAGAUUCAGCUGCCAAAAUUAGAGGACUCACCACUCAAUAAACUUCUGGACACGAUGACAGAAUGUGAUUUUUCAUCUGAUGGAAACCCUGAAAGGGAAUGUGAUUAUUAUUUUGUGGAAGAAAAUUCAGAGCUACCAAAAGAUUUGCAACUGACACACCUGCAGUCUUCUGAUUCCUUUAAAUCUUUUGUUUCUGAAUCUAAAAGACAAAAAACCACAAUAGCAAACAAGCAAACAAUAAUGAGUGGCAAAUGUACAAUUAUGAAAGCAAAAAAGUCACCAAUUUCACAUAUGCUUAAUGGAAGAUAUAGUAGACGAUGCCAUCUUUACAUGAAGUCAAAAGAUCUGCCUCAAAGUAAAAGUGUGGCAGAUGCACAUCUGGACACCAGUCAGUCUACUGUGUCUAUUUUGCCUAACAACACAAGUAGUAGCUUAAAGGAGGCAGACAUGAAAAUGAGGCAGAUAACAAGACUUGACCACAUACAGCCAAUCCAAGACACACUGCCAACUAGAAGGAAAGUCUGGUGCCAAGAUUCUAUUGGUAUGAGUAGUAUGUCGAGUACUGUGAAAUAUGGAAAGGAAGAGGAAGGAAAACAUGAAGCUUUACCAACUCCAGAGAAUAACCAACACUUCAGAUCCUGUGAAUAUCAGAAGAAGGAUCAUGACCUUGUCAAAUCAGAUGAGCUGUUGAACCAACUAAGAAGUACCAAUAUUCAGGUGCAAACACAAACACGCUUUACACAAACAAUUUUGGAUUCUACUUCAUUCCCUGCGAUGAAUCCGUUUCGAUUUGAAAAGCUAGAGGAAUGUGUUAGCAUUUCACCUCCAAAGUCAGAGGAGUCAAAGACUGAUGAAAUAAUACUUUCUGCAAAAGAAUGUGGUGCCCUAUCUGAUGGAAACCACCAAAAGGAACAGGAUGGUGGUAUCGAAAAGAAAAAGACAGUGGCUUUUGAUGUCUGUAUGCCUGCUUUAUCUCCAUCCAAAAGGGAGGAAAUCUUCAGAAAAUUUUCAGAUAUGAACAUUUCAGUGAGUCCCAAAUGUGGCAUUAUAAAGGCAAAGAAACCAUCAAAUUCAUACAUGUUCAAUAUCAAUGGUAGUGCUGGCUCAGACCAUAGAAAAGAAUUGGGAUACAACUUGAUCAACAAAACGAAAGAGAUGCAUUACGAUAAAGAAGCCCAAGACAAAAUAUACCCUUUUGUAACUAUUACACCUGACAUUAGAAUGUAUAACAAAAUAGAGACAGAGGAAGGUCUGUUAGGGGGAAAAUAUCUCAGUUCUACACAUGUAAAGCUAGAGCUAUCAGCACAUGAAGGGCACAUUACUUCAGAUGACACCAAAGAAGCCAGUCUUCAAGAUCAAGAUGAAGAAGAAGCAAGUGAACCCGAGGCAUUGUUUACAAUAAUCCCACAGUGCAGUCAGCAUUUCAUAUUCUCUUCAAGUCAGGGGAAUAGACUUGACCUUCAUGAAUCAGAAAAACAAAGAAGUAGGAGAAUUCUGCUUGUUACAGAACAAGAUGUACCACAGCAGAUAGAGCCUCUAGAGCCAAUUCAGUUUGAAGAGCCAAAGAAAAGCUUCCAGCAACAAAAUGACACAAUAUAUCCAGUGAGCUCCAAGCCUCCUCCUCUAGAGUCUGGAGAAUCACUAAAAAAUCGUGAAGUAUUAACUGAUAUAAUAAAAUGUGAUGUCCCAACUGAUGGAAGCUAUAAAGGGCAAUUGCACAUUCCUGAAAAGGGGGUAAAGGCAGAGUUAAGUAAUCUACAAGCAACUAUCCUAGAACCUGUGCAUUUUGCCACAAGUGAUCUACCUGAAUCUAAAAGACAAAGGAAGGCCACUAAAUACAGACCCUUAGAAAGUAGAAUGAGUCUCAAACGUGCAAUUAUGAAGGCAAAGAAGGCACCAAUUUCACAGAUAUUUAAUAUCCAUAGAUUCCAUCAUGAAUUGCAACAGCAAGAGCAAUCACCCAAUGAAGACAGAGUCUGUUGUGUCAAUCCCAGUAAAAAUGAAAUAAAAGACCAAGGUAGAGGAGAAGAGAAUGCUGGAGACCAAGUCAAAGCAAUCCCACUGAAUUCCCAACACUUCAGUUUCAGUGUUCAUGAAACGAAGGAACUCAACUUUGUGAAAUCAGAUCUGGAACUGAAGAAUUCAGAAAGAAAAAGCAUCUUAGGAUCCUUCACUACAUCGCCAGAGCUACCGCAACAAACACUUGACACACAAAAGCUAGUGAAGACUAUUUUGUAUUUUAUUUUGCAUUCAUUGCCAUUAGAGAUGAUACAGAAAAGGAAAAAAAUACAAAAAACCUUUAAAAAUACAGAACGUACAGAGAUUUUAUAUUCAAUGCCAGGGAAAUCAAUUCGUAGAGCUUUAAAUGUUUCAACAGAGAGCGAUAACCCCUUUGAAAGAAACACUAGAAAAGAACUCUCUUGUAAUCCAGAGGAAAAGAUAAAGUCACAAAAAGAUUUACAAGCGAGAACCCGAGAACUUCUUGAUCUUCCCAUGCUUAUUUCAGACUCUAAAGGGCAUAAGAGGCCAACACAAUUACCAGGCAAGAAAAGUACAGUGAGUACCAAAUGUGCAACUUUGAAGCUACAAAAGCCACCAAUGCCACAAACUCUGAGUGUCACUGCAAGUGUCAGCCUAAACCAUGAGAAAAAACAGAUACACAACUUUGAAGUCAAGGUAACAGAGCUGCAGCAAGGGAAAAGUAUACCAGAUGCCUUUUCGAAUACCCAUGUCUCUUUUGCAUCAGCUUCAGCUGAUGUUAAAACUUGUGAAACAAUAGACACAGAGACAAACAGAUUAAGAAAAAUAAGAUCCAGAUUAAUGUCACAAAUCUGUUCCAUAAAUAAAGGCGGUACCAUAAAUCAGAGAGAUGCAAAAGUGCAAGAAAAGGGUCAGGAGAAAGCUUUGCUAAAAGCCAUCCCACAAUGGUUUCAACAAGACAUGCUCGCUGACUAUCAAAAGGAAGAGCCAGACCCUGUUAGGUCACAUACAGGUUUGCACAGUUCAGGAAACAAACAAAAGCAAGAAUUGGUUACAAUGCAAGAGGUGGCACAAGAAACAACUUUUUCAGAAACAACUUUAGAGACUCUUUCUUGCCCUCUAAAGGACCUGUUUCAAGUCAAGUCAUCAGAAAAGAACAUCAAAACACAAAAAGGUGUAACAUAUGCAAGAGAUCCAAAGAUUUCAUCUCAGACCUUAGGGAAAUCAGUAGUGGAUGUACAUUUACAAAGUGAAGUAGGUAAAUCACGUGAGAGAAGCCAUGAACGGGAACUUGAUGGUCAGAUUGUUAAGGUGAAGGCAAACGUACCAGUCUUUGAGGCUCUUGAUUUCCCCAGGCCUGCUUUAUCUGAAUUUGGGGAGCAGAGAAAGGAAGCACAAACCUCUAAGUGUGUACCUGGGAAAGGAGAGAUGUCAUCAUUUUUAGAGACAAUCAGUAUCACUAAGUAUAGUGACCUAAGCUACAGAAAGGAACCCAAAUGCAAGCUUAGACACAUAACUAAAGAAAUAGCUCAAGGCAUGCCAAAUAUAUUCGUGAAUUCUUAUCUUCCACCCACAUCUGAUUUAUCUGGCACCAAAAUGCAUAAAAAUGUAAACGCAAGAGAAGAUCUGUUAAGACAAACAAACAAUGUUGCACAGCUAACUCUAGAUGAAGAGAAAAGAUUGCAUGUGAAUUCCUCUAAUAAAUGGAGCAUCUCAAGCAACACAUUAGAAGAAAGAAGGCAAAAUGAAAAAGAAAAUAAGAACAAAGACGUUUUAUUAGAAGCAGGUGUGCAGUUCCUGGAGAGCACAGGAAGUAGAAAAGAUCUAAGUGUGGUUACUACAGAGAAAGAGGCUCAGCAACUAACACUGGUUUGUUCUAAAAUGACCCCAUUUCAGAUCAACCCAGCACAAAAAAAUACAUCAUAUACCAGCAAUGGGAUGACAAUUCCAUCGCCAAAGUCAAGGAAAGCAAUAGGUGACAGUCUUGUCAUUGAUAAGACAGAGUACAGUAUGGCACUGGAUGGGAUCCCUAUAAGGAAGCUGAAUGUUAGUAAGGCAGUUGUUGUUCAACCUGAGGAGAGGGAGAAAGACAUAGUAACUCAGAGACUGGUAAAAUACGCAACUGAUCAAAAUGUCCUCCCGGCCAAAACUGAGCACGUGGUGCUCGGAGAUCCAAAUGAGGAAGUCCCAGCAAAGAAACUGGAUAGUCAUGGUGCCAAGAAAAAUGAAGACUCACAAAGAGAUAUGCUAAUCAUGGGCAUGGUGUCUGUUUUAUCGGAUUCUAAAAGGCAGAAAAAUGUGUUAAAUUUUCCAGAACGGAAAGGUAUGAUGGAUCCCAAAUAUAAAACUAAGAAGACAAGGAAGUUUCUGUGUUCAAAGCUAUCUAAUGUCACCAGGCAUGGGAAUCUACACUGUAAGAAGGAACUGGAGCAUAUUUUGAAAUCUAACAUAAGGGACAUGCAGCAAAGUAAAAUUAUAGCUCACUCAUUUUUGCCACCCAAACCUGUUGCAACUGGUAGAAAUGUAGAUACUGAAAUGAAAAGCACAUCAAAAGUAGUGACAGAUAAAGCAAAAUUAAAAUUACACAAUUCUAUCUAUCCCGGACUAGCACAAUCAUCACAAGAUGGGGAAGCAUGGAAGGUCAAUUUUACUGAUACACAAAGCAGAUUAAGCAACACAAUGAAAAUGAACAUGCAAUAUGAAGAGGAAGGAAAAAACUUAAAAACAAUGUUGGAAGAAUCUGUUUCAUACUUCAAUUCCCAUGCAAGUCAAAUGAGAGAUUGUGGCAAAACAGAAUCUGGACUAGAUAGUUCAGAAGUCAGAAAGACACAGAAUUUGCUUUAUACAGUCCAAGAAAUGAAGCAAGAAACAGAUUGUAAAAAAGCUGUAUUGGAGCCUGUUUCUAGACACAUGAUGAAUUUUCAAGUUCAACCAGUGAAACAAGGUUUCCAUACACACGAAGAAAUAGAAUGUAUGGAAAGCACGGACGUAUCGAAAGCACACACAGACAUUCCUAGAGUCUACGUGUUCGGUGAUCAUCCGCUUUUAAAGCAAAAUAAAUCAUCAGAUGAAGGUGAAGCUAGGCCAAAAGAUUCCACUGAGAAGAAAUGCACACCUACAAUCAUAAAAGACACAAAAUUGCAAGAUAAAGAGGGAGAAAGAAGUGACAAAAAAGCCUCAGUGCAUCUGACUCGACUUUCCUUACAAAUGCAGCUUGUGAAAGAGAGCAUAAAAGCACAAGAGCUCAUAACAUGUAGGAAAAGCCCAAAGAAUUCAUCUCCCAAACCCGAGAAAUCAGUCAUUGGAGAACUAUUAAUAGGCACAACAGAGCAUGGUGCUACUUGUCAUGAGAGCCCUGGGAGGAGCAAGGAGAGUCAGCUCAUAGGAGAAAAGGCAGGGUCUCAUAAAGGCUUCCCAGACACUGUCACUGCCCUGCAGUAUUCUGGCUUACCUAUGCCCAUUUUAUCAGAAAAUAACAAGCAAAGAAGUAUAUUACAGCCACAAGGCACGAAAAGAACUAUGAAAUACAAAUAUUUAUCUAGAAAGGUCAAGAAGCUCCUAAUUCCACAGUCAUGUUAUGUCACAGGUGGUACUUCUCCAAGCUAUGGCAAGUUCAAGUACAGCCGGAAACUGAUCUUACAAGAAAACCACGAGGCAGAUGCAUUUCUCAAUACCAGUCGUUCUCCCAUACUUGCUCCGUUGGACAUCGAAAUGGAUAAGAAAUUAAAGGCAGAAGAAGUAGACAUAUUAAGGCAAACUACUAUCAAUCUUACACAAAUGCAGCAAGAAAAAUCAGAUGACAGGAAAGCACAGGAGACAUAUUCUAGUAAUAAGAGAAGGUCCUCAAGAAAUACAUUUAAAAAAAUAUUCGAACAGUACCAAGAAAUUGUCCCAAAAGAAACUCCACCUUAUAUACAAUCACUCAAGUCCGAUACAUACCAAAUAAAAACUCCUGAUUUAGUCCAAUCAAAAAAUGGAAUGUAUAGUAAAAGAAGAAGGGAAUGUCUAGAUUUUAUUGUGAGAGAACAAGAUGUGCAGCAACAAACAUCUUUUCCAGAAACUGUUUCGGAUUCUACUUCCUGCCACAUAACGAGUCAGUUUCAAGCUGAGAAACUGAAGGAAGACAACCAAACACACAAAGGAAUACAGGUUACUGACAGUACUAAGAUUCCACCACCCAUAUUAGUGACUGAUAAACUCUCACUUGAUCCAACAGAGAGUGACAAUGAGCCAAAUGGAACACUUCAAAAUAAUCUGGGUCACUGUAUUGCAGAAGAAAGGACAGAGUUAAUAGAACAUAUAGCAACAACUUUCUUGGAGCCUUUAGAUUUCUUCACGCCUGCUUUUUAUAACUCGAAAAUUCCGAUAAACCCAGUACAAUUCUCAGAAAAGAAAAUUACAUUGAGUCUCAAAUGCCUAACUCUGAAGGAAAAUAAAUCAUCAAUUUCAAAGGUAUAUAAAAUCCACCGACAGCUUUUUAUAAAACACAGGGAGAAACUCCACUACAUUUUAAAAGCCAAAAUGAAAGAGAGAUUUCGAAGUAAAAAUGUGGCUGAUAUAUAUCCAAAUACUGCUGAGUUCACACCAGAUACCUCUGCCAUUCAAAAGCAAAGUGGAUUCCCAACAAAGAUGGAGACAAGGGCAUCUAGGUUUGGUCAUCUACUGCUACCACAAGUGGAGUCACCAGCUGAAGGGAUAGCAAGGCAUUCAGAUUCCAAUGAGAUGGGAGGUGCUUCAAACAUUUUAAAGGAAGCAGAAUUACAUGAUGGUGUAAGUGAGGAGGAGAAGCAAGAGCUGCUCGUAGACACUGGCCCAGUGUAUACCAAAACAUUCAUGGUAAAUGCAGAUCUCAUAAUGAAACCUGAUCCUGGCAAAUCAGAAGGUGUCAUUUUAGGCGAAUCUUCUUCUCCCAAAAGUCAGCUCUACACAGAGAAUUCAGAAAAAAAUUUAAAAAUAGAAAAUCCCCAAAAUACACGAACAAGUCUUGAAACUGAACUCCCAAAUAUGAAAAGAUCAGAAAUGGAUGUAGAACUGAGUGAGCCAAAAGGUGAUGCUAUGUCUAGUAAAAUGGGUAAAAAUAUCAUUGGAAAUUCCAUUGUGAAAGAAAAAGCUCAACGUGGCAGUUUAGCAGGAACUAUUCUAGGUUCUGUUGGCAGACAUUUGCAUGCUUCAGAAAGAAUUAAAAGACAGAAUGGUGGCCUAAAAACAGUUGGCAUGUCAAGCACCAAUCCUCAAGGUAUACCUUUGAAGUUAAAGCAAUCGCUUAAUACCACAGGUCUAUACAUUAAUAAGCAUCAGGAAGAGAACUUUAAAGCCCAGAAGAUAGAAGAAAUUGGUUUAAUAGAGCAAGAGACAGAGAUAGAAGUUCUCGAAGGGAUUGGUCCAGAGUCUGUUUUUUUGUCUAAGCUAUGUCAGCUUCGUACUGAAAAGCAGAAGAUGGAAUUGAAAACUAGAAACUGGAAAACAGUAGUAAAUACAAAGGCAGAGAGAUCAUUAACCAAUGCAUUUUCUUUUAAUACAAUGGUUUAUGAUAGCUCAUUACAGCGUAGAGAAGGAAAAGAACUAAAAGGGCAGGGAUAUUUUGCCCUGCAUAAGAAACAGCAAAAGUCACAUGUCUCAGGACAUUUCUGGGAUUCUGUUUAUGCCGAAACACCUACAUAUCCUGAAAUUAGAAAACAUCAAGAUAAGGCAAGCAUAUCACAUGUAGAAAACACUGUGCCCAUCAGACAAAUAAAGCUGAAGAAAAAUAAAACACCCGUUUCCCAGCUGCUUAGUAUUACCCGACAUGGUAUGAGAAACACUAAAAAAGAACUGAGAUAUAACAUUAAACCAGAGGAGGCAUCUGAGCAGAGGGAAAAUGUAGAUUUAGUUCUGAAAGCUAUUUAUGAAUCUGUAUGCAUUACUUCUCAUUUUCAAAAGCUUUCAGAAGAAAUAAAAAUGGAAAAAGAAAAGCCUAGAGGGGCAGUACUCAUUACUCCACAGCUAAAUCUAGAGAAACCACUAAAUGGAAGACAAACAUUAUCUUCAAGAUCCAAAAACCUCAAACAAUAUACGAGAGAACAAGAAUGCCAAUGCAAUUUAGUAGAUAUGCCUCAACGACAUACCCAACAGUUAAGGCUUAGCUCACAACAAAAGAAGAGGCGCCAUCGCGCCAAAUUCAAAGUAGACUUGCGGAGAAAGGUGUUCUCUGAAGAGGCCUUACAGAAAGGAGAAUCUGAUUAUAUUGUACUCGAUAUCCCCAGCAGUAGAAGAGGAGGAGUCUUCAUUAAAUGGCAAGAGGCACAGAAGUAUUUCUUGAAACAAGAAACGCAGAAACUAGAAAUGAUUCCUGAAACCAGUCUGGAUUUUACUUCCUGUCCUAAGAAGAAACCUCCUCAUUUAAGAAGGAUAAUAAAAGUCAGAACAAAGCCACAUUUAAAUUUCUCAAUUUCACGGAGAAAAAAAGGAUUGAAGUUGACUAAUAGCCUAUUAAAUUCACAAAAACAAUGGUUUCUUGUUCCAGGGGGAAAGGCCCAGAAACUGAAGCCUUACCCAGGGAUGAUGCUGGAGCCUAUAUCCUCUUGCUUACUGGAUCAAUUUCAUACCAAAAAGUCAAAGGAAGAAGUGAAAAUCAAAGAUAAUAUUUUAAAGGGCUCAACUCAACAGGAAAAGAAAAUAUCAAAUAAAGAAUAUAUUCCAAGUGUGGACUUCCUUUCCAAAAGUACAGAACAACUACUCAUGCUUAUUAAGAAACAGAAGAAAAGGAAAACAAAUAGAAAGAACAAAGAAUUUAAAAUAGUAGCCAAUAUGAACGUAGACAUGAACUUUGGUCCAGCUCUAGAGUUUUCACCAGCACAUCUUCUUCACACAACAGAGCAUGCUGACACAAUCAGACAAAGAGAUGGACAGGAACUAAGCAGGAGCUUAGACAUGCAAAGGGGACAGUAUUGGUUGGGUGGUCCAGGGGCUUUCCUGGACUCUACCUAUACAAAUAGACUUAUUUCUCCUGAAGGAAUAGGCCAAAAAGAUCAAAGAAAAGAUACCAUGAAAAGUACCAUGUCACCCAAAAGGAUAAAAAUGAAGGCAAAGAAAACACUUGUUUUCCAGCUACUUCAUAUUACAAGAUAUGGACCCCGAAGCAAUAGAAAGAAGCUAAGAUGUGACAUUAAGAUACAGAAGGAGUGCCAGCCAGGUGAAAAUGUAGCCAAUUUAGUCCUGAAAACUACCUGUGAUUCUGGAUCUCUUCCAUCUUCCAUUCAAGAGCUUAUAGAAGUAAAAAGGGAGAAAGAAAGGACUAGGAAGCAGAUGCUCAUUCCACCACAGCAAAAGCUGGAGAAAUCACAAAACGAAAGAAAAAUGUCACCUUUAAAGUCCAUUUAUAAAAGUGAUAUAGUAAGAGAGAUAAAAAAACCAAAACGAUGUAUUAGAAAACAAAAAGAAAAAUACCAAAGUGUUUUACUAGACAUUUUCCCACAAUAUAGAAGUCAUUUAGUGUUUAGCAAACCAAAGAAGAAGUCCAACCAAUUUAAAUUAAGAGUAGAUUUGGAAAAAGAAGUGUAUCCUGAUCUAUCUUUACAAAAAAGGAGUAGCAAUUAUACUUGUUUCGAAAUCUCCCAAAACGUAAAGGAAGGUCAUGUAGACACUGACAGACAUUUAUUUUCAGUUCCAUGGGCAAGAAAAGGAUCAGUCGAAACUGGUAUCCCAUUACAUCCAGAAGUACAGAAUAUGCUUUUUACAGAAAUGGAUACAUUUCAACAUAAGACUUGCAAGGAGCAAGAAUUGCUGAAACAAGAAAGUGUUUCAGAAACAAAUCUGCGGUCUGCUACUUGCCCCUUUAUGGAACCUGUUCCUUUGGAAAACACUGGACAGUUGACUCAAGGAAACAUGUAUGUGAACAAAAGAAACAUUUCACAUCCAUUCGGAAGAGAAGGAUUAAAGGACACUGAUAUUUUGCCAGAUUCAAAAGGAAAGAAAUUUCUUAGUACACAUCUAGAUGUUCAGCAAAAACUAGCUGGAGUGCAGAAAGGAGAGGUGAAACCAAAUCAGAUUCCUGAAGAGAUUUUGAAUUCCCUAUCUUUCCCCAGUAGGGAACCUCUUUAUUUAAAACAGGUAGUAGAUACAAAAAGCAAAGAAGACAUUAACAUUUCUAUAACUUUAAAUGUAAAUCCAUGGGAAACAGAUCAAAUAAAAUUAACUAAUGUUCCACUAAAAUCAAAUAGACAAAAUAUGGACUGUUCAAAAAUACUGGGGGCAAAGCAACCAAACCUUUCUAGAGAACAUACUCAGGAAUCAAUUUCUCCUUGCAUCUUACAUCAGUUUCAUAUUGAAAAGUGCAAGGAAGAAGUAUCAGCAAGAGAAACAAGUUCAGAAAUUUUGAGUCCAACAGUAGAGAAAGCACCAAACAUAUUAGAUAUCUGGGUGGGUCAACCUCCAUGUGCAGGAGGAAUUAAUUUGCACAACAGAGGAAGAGAAGAGUAUCAACCAGAAAGCAUCUGCCAGACUUGUCUAUCGUCUCUUUCUCCCUCUUCAGGGGAUAUACUUCAGAUUAAAACACCACAGGUACAGAAAUCAUUAAGGGAAAUAAACAGUCCAUUGUGUCACAGCUCAAAUACAGAAGGAAUUGGCUUGCUUAUUACAAGAAAGAGAGAACAGCAAGAACAAUAUACAUGUAAGGCUCUUCCAGAGUCUGCUACCCACUCCAAAAUAGAUGUACAUGAAAUUAAUAUCCAAAAUCAACAAGUGAAAUUAGACGAAAUGAAUACUACGCAUUCUGUACAUUCACCAUCACAGGCUGAAGAGACACUCCAACAAAUGGGUGACAUGGGUGUAUAUAUUCAAAAAGAUAAAACAAGUCAAGAACAAAUGCAGGAACACCUGUCAGAUUUAAGUGAGAAUUUUUUGGAUCAUGUGUCUUACUCUAAACAUGGUUCAGCUCUCCUCCAAGAUUUCAUACCCCAGGAAAAGGAAGCAGUAACAGAAGUAGAAAACCUGUUAUCAAGCAAGGCAAAAGAAUUGGACUUGUUUUGUAAAGAUCAAAUGAAUACUAGAAUUGAGUAUGGACCGGAAGGCACUGAGUCCUUGAUCAUUCCAAGCCAAAACAAAAUGUUGCCUUUAGAAUCAUGCAGCAAAACUGUGAAAUGUCUUCAUGCUUCACUUCUAAGAGGAAAGAAAUCGCCAGAUGGGGCACAGGUAAUUAAGUCAUUAAAAAAUAGUACCUCACUCAAGCGAAAAGUCAGAACCAAGGUAAAAUCACAUUGUGCAAAUCAAAAGAAGCAGAAAGAAGCGUGUCUGUCUAGAACUUCUCCACACUGUCUUUAUAUAUAUAUACCUAAUUUUUAUGAAAGUAUAAGACAGAAGGAUAGCACAAAAAAAGGAGAAAAAGACAUAGUCUGCCGUGAAAGAAGAACAUUGAAGUCAAAGAAAUCAGUAUUUUCACAUACAGUCAGUACCACGGACCAUGGUACCUCAAGCACCAGACCAGAACUGCAGUGGAACAUAAAAGAGAAAAUGACAAAUAUAAAAUAUAGACAGGGUGAGCCAGAUGUGGUUGUGUCAAAACCAUAUGAUUUCAUAUCUUCUUCACCUCACCUCAAAUUGAAGGAAAAGACAAUUGAUGGAGUUACUUCAAGUGGAAUAAAAAAUGACAAAAAACAUAUAUCCCAGAAAGAGGAGAUGGAUGAAGUAAAGACAGUUGACAUGAAAGGAAUAAUGAACCCUCAAGUUCAAGCACUGAGGGCGAAGGAAUCACCGUUGUCACAUAUACUCAAUGGAAGGGACCUGCUGUUGCAGUUGAGAGUUAACAAACAAGAGAGCAAGGUUCAGGAAGGAAACGAUAAAUUGCGUACAGAAGUGACGAACUUGUGUGCUUUUUUACCAUCUCUAUCACAUCUUAAUUUGAAUUUAAAAAUAAAAGCAGGAAAAGAUAAGCUAAACACAUUAAGCCUUCCACCAUUUAAGUUCCAGACAUCAUCAAAAGUCAGUCAAAUGACAUAUGCAGAUUCAGAUAGAGACUUUUUAAGCAGUGGAACAAAAUCAGAACAAUGUUUGCCACAGAAAAAUGAAGAUAGAGGAAGUACAGCAAAUGUAAAAGAUAAAAUGGACCUCAAAUGUAACCCUUUGAAAGCAAAUAAAGCAUCUUUCAAACAUAUUUUUCAUGCAGAGGAAUCACAGUGGAGCAUUAAAGAACAAGAAAAAACAAUUCAAGAAGAUAAAGGUGAUCUUGGUGUAGGUGUGAGUAAGCCCUGUGCUUCCAUUCUUUCUCCAUCUCCCCUUAAAUGGGAUGCUAGAAUAAAACCAGAGGAAGACAUACAGUGGAUGACAAGAUUUGGCUGUUCACCACUAACACUCAAGGAAUUAUCAGAUACAAUGAAAAUAUGUGAAGAGCCAACUGAUGAUCUUUUAAGUCAAAUUAGAAAAGCAAAAUAUAGAUUACAGAACAGUAACAUACAACAAAAAGAAAAAGGUAGAGGGGAAACAGCUUUGGAAGAAAUAAUAAUACAUCCCAAAAGAAUAUCUUUGGAAGCAAAGAAACCUUCAGUGUCACAGAAAUUAUUGUUGCAAGAAGAUACAGAUCAACACGUUGGAAUUCAGAAUAAAUCGUAUACUUCUAUCUCGCUUCCACCUAACCCAGAAUUGAACAAAAAAAUAAAAGGACAGGAAGACCUCCAAGGGAUAACAAGAUGUGGUUGUUCACCCCUAACUCUCCAGGAAUUAUCAGCUACAAUGAAAACAGGUGAAGAGCCAACUGAUGAUCUUUUAAGCCGAAUUAGAAAAACAAAAUACUUGCCACAAAAAGAUAAAGGCAGAGGGGAAAUAGCUUUGGAAGAAAUAACAUAUCCCGAAGGAAUAGUUUUCAAAGUAAACAACCCAGUUCCACAAAAAUUGCUGUUGGACAACAUGGAAAAAGAGAAAAGAAUGCAAGAAGAUAAAGAAGAACAAGUUAGGAGUCAGAGUAAAUCUUUUGCUUCCAUCUGUGUUCCACCUUACCCUCAAUUAGACAUAAGAAUAAAGAGAGAAGACACACUAAUAAAAACAAGAUCUUCUUUUCCACAACUAAAUGUCCAGGAGUCAUCAUCUAUAAGAAAAAUACUACAGAAAAGGUCUGUUUCUGGUGACAUCUCAUAUAGUGUAAGAAAAGGCAAAGGACAGAUGAUGCUGGAAGAAUGUAGAGUAAAGAUGGAUAUACCUUUGAAGGAAAAUAAAUGGCCAGUUUCACAGGAAUUUCAGUUGGACAUCACAGAGCAAGAGAAAAAGGUGCAAAAAGUUAAUGGUAAAACAAAUAUGGCUCUGAAUACCAGCAGCACUUACACCUCUUCCCAAUAUCUACAAAAAUAUAAAAUAGAGGAAAAUGUGGAAGUAAAAAGAUGCUCUCUUUCAGAACUAUCACCCCAGAAAUCAUCAGAUGCAGUGAAAGUAGUUAGCGAAGAGUCCAUUCAGGCUGAUAUCACUAGGGAUGCACAAAAUGCAAAAAAAUAUAUGCUUCAGAAAGAAGAAGAUAACGUACAGAUUUGGGACACAGUACAUCCAAAAGAUAAAGAUUUGAAUGUAGAGAAAGCCUUUUCACAGUAUCUCUCAUUGGAGCUUAAAGAGCAAAGGAAAAUGAGUCAAGGUGAACAGGAAGUCCCUUUGACCACAAAUGGGGCUUGUGAAUCUUUUCUAACUCAUCAUGAGAUGGACAAAAGAACAGAAAGGCAGAAAGAUAUACAAGGACUAAUGCGAUCUGCCAUUUCACAACUCCCAUUCCAGAAGCCAUUUGGCACUGGGAAAACAGCACAUACGAAGGUAGCAGGGGAUGAUAACUCUAAUAACGUAAAAGCUGUACAAGAGCACAAGCCACUGAAGGGAGAGGAGAUAGGAAAAACAGGAAACACGAAAUACAUAACACACUCCAAAGGUACAACCUCUGAGGCAAAAAACUCAACACAUUUGCAAGUACUCAAUGUUACUGGAGGGGGUAGUCCCAGAACUAGUGAAGAAGUACAGAUGAACGUAAAAGAGAAAAUGGGAUCUGUACAGGGAAGAAAAAGUGAACAAAAUGAGGUUCCAGCAGCCCCUUCUCUACCUCACCUUAAACUAGAUGCAGGAAUAGAAAGCAAAAAAGACAGAUCUUUUCUUCCACCACCAAAUCAUACGGAAUCAUCAGAUGUAGGCCCACAAAAACUUAUGACAUCAACUGUGGAUGGUAUCUUAAGCGAUUUAAAAAGAACAAAAGACAUGACACAAAAAGUUGACAUAAACACUACUGCUGAAAAGGAAAGAAUGAAUCCUAAACCCAGAGCUUGGCAGUCAAAGAAAUCACCCCUUUCCCAAAUACUCAAUACAAAUAAGCUUCAAUUAAACAUCAAAGAGCAAGAGAAAAGGGGACAGGAAGGUAAGGGUGAAACAGUUGUGAUCCUGAGCCAAACUUGUACGGUUGCAACUUCUGCAACUCACCUUAAAUUAGACAAAAUAGAAGAAAAGGAGAGUGAGCUAGGAACAGUAAGAAACUUUGUGCCACAUCGUAAGUUCCAGGGAUCCUUGGCUUCAGGGCAAAUAACUCCUGCAGAGCCAGUGGGGUCCACCAGUGAGUGCCAUGUAAAGAAAAGAAAACAACACACAGGACAGAAAGAGGACAGCGGGAAAACAUCAUCUAGGACAGAAAGUGGACAGAGGCUGAUGCACCCUCCAAACACAAUUUUCAAAGCACAGACAUCACCAUUUUCACACAUGUUCAACAUCAUUGACAACGGUUCCCUGACCAAGAGAAAGGAGCCACAGUGGACUCUGAAAAGGAAAGUGGAACAGGAGAUGGAAAGACAAGGAGAACCUGAUGUCAUCAUGACAAAUACUCCUACUUCAGUGCCUUCUCCAUCUCACCAGGCGCUGGAUACAACAGUCAAAGCAGACAAAGACUUGCUGGCAAAUACAGGUUUCUGUCUUUCACAAUUAAAGACCCAAAUAUCAUCAGAUGCUGGGAAAGUCAAAGGUGCAGAGUCAAGUCAAAGUAAUAGCUCACUGAAUGUAAUGCUAAAAGACAGUCAACAUAUACCACACACAGAGGCAAAUGAUGGGAACAGAGUGGAGCACAGAAAAGAUGGCACCCCCCCCAAAUUAACAGCUUUAAAAUCAAAGUCAUCCCCACUUCACAGAUUCAGUAGAAAGAAACUAUCAUUGAAUAUUAAAGAGCAAGGAGCAAAAGUUCAGGAAGAAGGCAAAAGUGAACCAGGAGUGGUUCCCAGAAAAACAUUUGCGUCCUUACCUUCUCCAUCAUACCUUGAAUGGAACGUUAGAAUGAAUGAACAGGAAGAUACACUAGGAAUAAUACAAUCCUGCUGUCCACCAAAGAUUCGAGAGUCAUCAGACCCAGGCGAAGAAGCAUAUACUGAGUCAACUGAUGAUUACAUGUUCAGUAAUAGAAAAAGACCAAUACAAUCUGUAACUCAGAAAGAAGAUAGACUCAAAAUAGAUAGAAAAGACAAAAUGCUCCCAACACAUAUGCAUUUGAAGGCAAAUAAAUUACACUGGGAAAUUAACGAGCAAGAGAGAGACGUGUCAGAAGACAAGAAUAAACUAGAUAUAGGUCUGAAAACUAUUUGUGUUUCGUUACUUACUCUACCACAUCUUAAAUUUGAUACAACAGAAGGAGAAGGACACAUGAUAAGAAUUACAAAAUUGCCUCUCCAACAACCAAAAUGCAAAGAAUCAUCAGAUGCAGAGAAAAUAGCCCAUCUGGAAACAAUUGUUAGAAAACUCUCCAGUGAUAUAAAAGAAUUAAACGAGCACAUGCUACAGAAAGAAGAGAAAGGUAACGAAAAAGCCAUGGAUGUGAGUGGUAUAUUGGAUCCUAAUGAUAUGUAUUUAAAGUCAACAAAAUCACCUGUUUUGCAUACGCACAACUUAACGGACCAUCAGUGGAAAACAAAAGAGCAAGAGGAAAAGACUCAGAAAGGUAAAGGUGAUCCAGAUGUAGUGCCGACUGAAACGUGUGCUUCCAAGUCUUCCUCACCUCACCGUAAAAUGAAUGACGGAAUCAAGGACAAAAGCAUGCCAAGGUCAACAAGAUGCUCUUUUUCGCAAAUCAGCAUCCAAGAAUCAUCAGAUUCUGGGGAAGUCGUAUAUAAGGAGGCAGUUACAAGUGACAGUUCAAUCAGUGUGAAAAAGGGAAAACAACCUAUGCCACAGAAAAAGGAAGAGGAUGGGGUGGAAGUAGGAAACAUCACAGUGAUCCCCAAAUCACAAGAUAAGAAGGUAGAGGGACACCAUGGUGAACCAGAUGUAGUUCUGACUAAAUCUUCUAUUUCAUUACUGUCUCCACAUUAUCUCAAAUUGGAUAAACAAAUACAAGUGUAUGACGAAAUGCUAGAAAUUACAAGUUCCGUUUUGCAGACAACAUCAAAUACAGGGGAAAUAGUACAUCCAGAAACAAUUGAUGACGAUGUCACAAAUGAUAUUAAAAGCAGAAAUGAAUAUAUUUCACAGAAAGAAGAGAGGGACAGGGAAAAACCAGUAGCUAUUAAAUGGGAAACGAUGCAUCCCACAGAUAUAACUGUGAAGACAAAGAAAUCACCUCCUUCAAAUAUGCUCCAUAGAUCAGAACUGCACGUGAACAUUAGAAGACAAGGAGAAAAGGAGCAAGAAAGUCAAACUAAGCCACCAUGCAUGGUUCUAAGAAAAAUGUAUACUUCUGAACCAUCUCCACGAAACCUUAAGUUGAAUAAAGAUACACAAGUAGAUAAAGAAAUGCUAGAAAUUAGAAAAGGCUCUCUACUCCCACUAAUAUUUUCAACAGCAUCAUUUACAAAGAAAAUAGCAGCUAGAGAAACAAUUGAUAGGGCUGUGAAGAAGGACAAACAGUAUGUGCCAGAAAAAGGAGGAUCCAAGUUGGAAACAGUAGAUAGGAGAAUGAGGAUGCACUGCAAAAGUGCAAAGAUGUCACCAGUUUCACAUAUGAUCAAUACAAGGGAAUUGGUUUUAAAUAUUCGAAAGCCCGAAAGCAAAGGGCAGGAAGAUAAAGGUGAAAUGUGUAUGGUUCUGACAAAGACUUUCUUUUCCUUACCAUCCGUACCUCCCCUCUCUAUGGAUCCAGGAAUCAAAAUGGAUGUAGACACAUCAGAGAUUACUGAAUUCUCUCGUCCACAGCAAAAUCAUAAGGAAUCCUCAGAUACCCAGACACUUGCAAAGAGACAGUCAGUUGUUGGUGAUGGGGAAAGCAGUUUUAAAGAAACAGAACACCGUGAGCCACCGAAAGACACAGUACCACAACGCAGCUCAAACUUCCUGAUCAGUGUGCAGCGAAGGAUGGGACUUCCUCGAGUCAAAUCUGAAGGGGAUCUGAACCAGUUAGUUUUAAAUUCAAAGGAGGAGGACAUUUAUUUCACAGGAUUUGGUACUAUAAGAAGUAGAAAAACAGUGGAGUGGCUCUUUACAGGGCAAAGUGCUCAGCCAGAAAAAUAUAAAACAGAAAGGCUCAGUGCCUUUGUUUCCUACCCCACAGUGGAUUCAAUUAAAAGCGGAAACCUGGAGAAAGGAACUGACGUGAUGGAGAGCUUAAACCAUAAAACGUGUCCUAAGGUUUCAGCUCCAGUGUCAAGGAAAAUGUCCAAGGAGAUGUGUAUCACAUUUGGUACUCCUGUAAGUUCAAAAGGCCAAGAAUUAUCUGUUUCAGAGCCAGAAGUCCAGCUACAAGGAACUUCUCCUAAAACACCUUCUGAAUCUGUGAAUUCAUGCAAAUUUGUUAAGCCAGAAAAAGACGUACAAAGUAACAACAAAACAAGCAAAAUAGUUUCUACUCAAGUGUUAGCAGCACAAACAAAUGAAUCGCCAGAGGAAAUGAAUAUCCCAGAGUUGAAUACCCACCAAAAUAUGCAAGAACCGGACUUGAUCAUGAAAAAGCACAUGGAGCAGCAGUCUGACAGCGAACCUGAGAGCAUGCCCAACUCUAUCCUUUCUCAUAAGUUUUCAUUUCAAAAUGGAAAGCAGAAGACAGCACUGGAAAUAGAUGUGGGCCAGAAAACAGUAAUGUCCCCUGGAGUAGUAAUACCACCAGAAACACAGGAUAUUACACAGCUUGAUUCCACAAGAAAGAAAAAACAGCAGGUAGUGCUUGCUUCAGAACCAGCAGAAUGCAUUCUAGAAUCGCUUCAAAAGUCUGUUGUUCCCCACUUGAGUUUUCCAUUUCAAUCUAAAGAAUUGGAGGGAAUAAGUGAGAAUGACAGAAGUGUGGCUAUAAAUCUGGGUCAGAAAACAUUAGAAAUGGACGGCAACAGUACUGUGAAUCAGGAAGAAGUGAAAUUAAAAGUAGAUACAAGCAAAACUGUACAUCCAAAAGAGGAAAAAGUAGAAAUGCCCAAGAGCAGUACUAUGGAUCUCGAGAAGGACAAAAUAAAAAUGGACACAUGCCAUUCUGCAAAUGUGGAGAUUCCAUGUCUAAAGGCAGAGAAAUCUCCAAGUAAGAACCAGGUAGUCACUUCUAUCGUGGGCAACUGCCCAACCAAGCAAAAACAUAGAAAAGAACUCACAGCGUUGGAUGCAAAGCAAAUCACUCAACCACAGAAAUUUUCUCAAAAAACUGUUCUGGAUUCACUUUAUGCCUAUAUUCCUCUUUUAUCCAAAUUUGAAGGCCAGAAGGGUAGAAUAACAAUAAAAGAUUUGCAAAGAGAAUUAAGUCCCAACUAUUUAAUUAUGAAAGCCCCAAGUCACCCAAUUUCCCAGAUACUUAGUAUCUCAGGGCGUGGUACUCGAACAAAUAGAAAAAAAUUAGAGUAUAACUUUGACAAACAUAAGAAGAUGGCAUCGUGGAAUAAAGAUGCCUCAGGAGUAUCUAUUAGAAGUCUUUCUAUGAUGAGGCCAAUUCACUCAGAAGAAGCAGUAGAAUCCAAGACAAACCUAAGAAAAGAACGGAGAAUCUGUCGUCCUAAAUCACUACAUGUUAGUGAAAUUGCUAAGAGGUCUACCACAAGCUCUGUAAAAGAAGGGAAACAGAAAUUUGCAAAAACGACCCCAGAAGAUUCCCAGUCAAUCGUGGCUGAUGAACAACAAACGAAGAAACUUCUUCGUACCGAACUAAAAACAAACCUUAACGAUAGAAUAAGUAAAACACUUGUAACUCCACAAACAAAAGGGGUUGCUUCAGAGUAUGAUGCCUCAAAAGUUAUAAAAGAACCUGAUUUGCGUAUUACUGAUCACCAAGAGAAUAGAGCGCAACGCAUUUUGGAACCCGCUAAGUCGUUUAUGUUUGAAGAGACAAAGGACAAUGUGGAAGAUACACACAUGGAAAGCCCCCGAAGGAUGAGCAUUUCACCUUCAAGGGCAGAGAAAUCACAAAGUGGGAUGCAGCUAUUAGAUACCGUGGCAGGUGUUUCACCAUCCAAGCAAAGGGAUCCAAAUGAACCAGUGUGGGAUCCAACCGUACAAGGGAUGCAGCAACACAAAGCUUUCCCAGGAACGAUUCUGAAUUCUGCUUAUGCUUAUGUGCUUGUUCCACCCCAAAUGAAAAGUAAUGAAAUAAAAAUACUGGCAGGUAGUGCAAAUACAGAAAGUUCACUUCCUGUUUAUAAAGAAAUUAAAAGUGUUCGUGAAUCCCAGGAGAAAAAUAUGAUGACCAAAGACAAAGUUUCUGCUCAUAAACAGGAGAAAGUGCGAGACCAGAAACCCCACAACUUAAAGUCACCACCUAAUCCAGAAGGCCCAGAUGCAAUAUCAGCUAAGUUACAUCUAAAAGUGCAGCCAAGACCCUUUCUAGAUUUUACUACUGAAGUAAAGCAUAAACUCACUAAUCACUUAGAGUCAAAAGCACUUGAAAUAAAGCUGAAUCUGAUACCAGAAAGAGCAAAUAAAUCCUUCCAAAAGUUUAGCACUUACCCCAAACAACCUAUUUCAGAAGACUAUAAGACUUUGGGACUGUAUCCCAGAUAUAAAACAGUGUGUUUUGUGUCUCUCGAAGGAAUUGAUACAAUAGAACUUAAUUUAAAACAGGACGAUUCAUCUUCCAACUGUAUGAAGACACUGAUUGUUAAUGUUUCAGGUGGCAAAGAGGAGAUGAUCACAAAGUUAACGAGUGCUAACAGAAAACCUUCAGUGUUUCCAGCUGACAGUGAGAUGCCUUCACCUCAUGUUCUUCAAAGCUGCUCAGGAGAAGAAAAAGACAAGCUUCUUAUGCACUUUUCUAUGAAAAUAUUGGAGAUUAAAAUGAAAGCAUUUCCCAGAAUUGUAAGGGAAUCCUAUGCAGUGACCGAGACCCAAGAAAGAAGGAAACCUUUAAUAAAAUGUAUUCAUUCUGGAGUCAAAGCUCCAAAACGCAGAAACAGAAUUUUGGUAUUUUUUGAGGAAAAAUCGCUUCAUAAAAUAGAUCUUGAUUUACAAUACAAAUACCUUUGUUCCCUGAUGGGGCUUACUGCUGACCAUAUGUUCCUGAAACGAAAUGCACUUCCCAAGCCUGAAUUAAGCACAAGUACAAUAGGUAAAAAAGUACAUGAUGUUGGAGUAAAUUGUGACCUUCCCAUGGAUGCAGGACUGUUGGAACGACAGAACUCUUUCCAAAAGCUAAGUCCUCAUGAAAGCUCAUCACUGAUCAGAAAUUUCUCAGAGCCAACUCAUAUGGGUUCUUCUUAUUCUGAUCCACACAGCACAGUCGUGAAAGAUAGUAGUGUUGGUUCUGAAUCAAAAUCUCAUGUAACUCCAGAAAAAGAUAAGGAAUAUCAUGUGUGGUUUCAACAAACAAAUAGGUAUAAAACUUUUGACUUAAAGACUCAGGAAUAUGUUAAUUUAAUUGACACACCUCCAAUUCAGAUUUGUGAUAUUACAGAUGUACAGACAAAUAUGGAGAAUUCAUCUAACUUAGAGAGAUGUCCAUCUCUUGAAGUAUAUGAGAGUGAAGAAUAUAUAUAUUUGGAAGCCAACCCUUAUUUAAGUCAAGAUCUGAAAAGUAUUCCAUUUGAAUUACAAGAAGGCAUUCCUUUGGAAAAUAUCUGCCAGACGAAGAAUAUCAAAACUGAUUUGACACAAUUUUGCAAUGCAGAUUCAGGUUCCCAUGAUAAUAGAGGGAGAAAACACACUUUGUCACCACCUUCUUACAAAUCCCACAAAAACAAAAAAUAUAAUUUAUCCUCCCAAAUGCAAUCUCCAGAUUGGUUUUGCCACAGCUCAGUAAAUACUGCAAAAAUUCAGUCCACGUCAUCCAUGUCUUUCAGUGAAGAGAAGCUUACGUGGAUGAGGAGGAGCAAAGCAAGCUACUCUUUAGCUCCCUUAACGGAAUCAAACAUCAAACUCCAUCUCGCAACAAAUCAAGGCAAACAUCACACAAAUCUAGAAAGCAAAGACAAAAGGAACCCAAAAUUUGACUUCCUUGGGAAGAAUAACAUUCAUUUGGACUAUGAUUACAGUUGCACCCGGAGUAAAGAGAAAAAGACAAGAAAAAAGAAGGAGUGUGAUUAUGAGUCAGAAAGCGUAGAAUGGUAUUUCCAGAGGAGAUACCCGUCAGCACCAGAACCUCAACAAGAAUAUAUUUCUAUAGCCAAACAAAACAAACCAUUUUUUUAUGCCUGUAUACCAGCAGACUCACUAGACAUCAUCCCCAAAACCAUUCGCUGGACGAUUCCUACUAAAACCUUAAAGAAGAGAAACUUCAGAAUUCCCCUGGUGGCAAAGAUGUCAAGCUCCUGGAAUAUAUGGACAUCAUCCAAAAAGUUGUUGGCAUCAUUCUCAGGGUCCUUUAGCUCACGUCCAGUCCAUGACAAGUGA
This is a messenger RNA of Chrysochloris asiatica (Cape golden mole), 26013 nucleotides long. RefSeq lists its product as uncharacterized. The transcript is spliced from 9 exons. The record is from RefSeq and is a predicted model, not a curated record. NCBI's taxonomy places the organism in Eukaryota, Metazoa, Chordata, Mammalia, Afrosoricida, Chrysochloridae. Bases 1 to 26013 code for a protein of 8670 amino acids.